GUCCCGGGGUCCCGGUGGCAGCCGGAGCGCUUGGUCCGCAGGCAGCGGGCGGGUGGUCUCCCCCAUCCGCCCCCCCCCCCCGCGGGCGCGCCCCCGCCCCCCCCCCCCCCCCCCCCCCCCCCGGCUCCCGCGCGGCGGCGGCGGUUCCUUUCCCCUCCCCCCAGCCCUGGCUCCGGGGGACCCCGCGAUGCCGGUCCGCACCGAGUGUCCCCCGCCGGCCGGUGCCUCGGCCGCUUCCGCGGCCUCGCUCAUCCCGCCGCCGCCCAUCAACACCCAGCAGCCCGGCGUGGCCACCAGCCUGCUCUACAGCGGCUCCAAGUUCCGCGGCCACCAGAAGAGCAAGGGGAACUCGUACGACGUAGAGGUGGUGCUGCAGCAUGUGGACACGGGGAACUCGUACCUUUGUGGAUACCUGAAGAUAAAAGGCCUUACUGAGGAGUAUCCAACCCUUACGACCUUCUUUGAAGGAGAAAUAAUCAGCAAAAAACACCCUUUCUUAACGCGGAAGUGGGAUGCAGACGAGGAUGUGGAUCGGAAACACUGGGGCAAGUUUCUGGCUUUUUAUCAGUAUGCAAAAUCAUUUAAUUCCGAUGACUUUGAUUAUGAAGAGCUGAAGAAUGGGGAUUAUGUCUUCAUGAGGUGGAAGGAGCAGUUCCUGGUCCCAGACCACACGAUCAAAGACAUCAGCGGCGCUUCCUUUGCCGGGUUCUAUUACAUCUGCUUCCAGAAGUCGGCAGCCUCCAUAGAGGGCUACUAUUACCAUAGGAGUUCAGAAUGGUAUCAGUCUCUCAAUCUAACUCACGUUCCUGAACACAGUGCGCCCAUCUACGAGUUCCGGUGACAGCGGUUCAGAGCAGGAACCAAAUAAAACUGAACUUGGCAAAAAAAAAAAAAAAAA
Messenger RNA from Enhydra lutris kenyoni (northern sea otter), 898 nucleotides. Its product is annotated as GID complex subunit 4 homolog. The record is from RefSeq and is a predicted model, not a curated record. Gene Ontology annotation, cellular component: GID complex; extrinsic component of membrane. Gene Ontology annotation, biological process: negative regulation of gluconeogenesis; proteasome-mediated ubiquitin-dependent protein catabolic process; protein catabolic process in the vacuole. Lineage: Eukaryota; Metazoa; Chordata; Mammalia; Carnivora; Mustelidae. The transcript is spliced from 6 exons. Bases 188 to 841 code for a protein of 217 amino acids.